AUGGCUCUCACAUUUGCCUCCCCAGUUUCUUCUCCCCUGUCCAAAAAGAAAAUGAGCAUCACCCAGACUUACUACCUCGCGCACACCGCCCGGAGCAAGCUCUCCAAGGAGGCUGCCCGAGCGGACCAUGAUCUGCGCCUGCUCGUUGGCCACGCCAACCUGCUGGAUUCGUUGAUGCUGGACCUGGCCAAUGCGGAGAAGGAACAAGAACAAUGGUUCAACAACACCGUCCGCAAUGCCACCAAGAAAGCCCAACCUUCACAUAUCCGAUGGGCAGACACAAUCGAAGAGGAGUCCAUGGAGGACUACUCCGAUGAUGACUCCGACGUCAGCGAUGACGAUUACUCGGAUUACGAUGAAGACGAAGAAGAAUUCGAAGACCUCACUUUCCAAGCCAUUACUGCCAGUCCGGUGCGCCGAGCACCGUCUCCACCAGCCCUACUCUCUGCGGAGCACGAUUCCGAGGAAGACGAAGACGAGCAGGAGGAAGAAGAGGAAGAGGAAGAAGCUGCUCGCCUCACAUUAACACGCUCACCAUCCCGACAACAAUCUCCUCCCGAGUUACUCGAGGAUCUGUCAUCGGAUGACGAUGAAGACUCGAUGCCACCAUCACCCGAAGCGUUGGUCAUGGACACAUUUACCUCGUCACAACAACAACAACAACAACAGCAGGAACACCCUGCCAAGCGGGCCGACCUGCUUACAGACUCAGAAACGCAACCGAUGUUUGAAGAGCAUGGAUUUAUCCACCAAGGCACGAUGAUUCCUGCCUUCUAA
Talaromyces atroroseus is the source of this 777-nucleotide messenger RNA. RefSeq lists its product as hypothetical. NCBI's taxonomy places the organism in Eukaryota, Fungi, Ascomycota, Eurotiomycetes, Eurotiales, Trichocomaceae. The record is from RefSeq and is a predicted model, not a curated record. The transcript has a single exon. The coding region runs from base 1 to 777 and encodes 258 amino acids.